Molecule: messenger RNA, 2460 nt
Organism: Raphanus sativus (radish)
Lineage: Eukaryota; Viridiplantae; Streptophyta; Magnoliopsida; Brassicales; Brassicaceae
Product: subtilisin-like protease SBT3.1
Exons: 11
Coding region: 1-2460 (819 amino acids)
Biological process (GO): proteolysis
Molecular function (GO): serine-type endopeptidase activity
Source: RefSeq, a predicted model, not a curated record
AUGUGUAUUGAGAAAGGCUUGAAGAAUGUUAUCAAAGCAGAGUUUGUGAAAAGAACUCUGAAAAUGAAUGGUUCUAUUAGAUUGUGUUUUGUUGCUAUAGCAUUUGGUUUUGUGUUAAUCAUAAAUGGAGAGCCUAGCUUUGCAACAACACCUGAAAUUGCCGAUCCUCCACAGACACCAAUCGUGGCUGACUCUCCUGCUGAGUCCCCAGAAGGCGAUAUUAUGCUAGAUGUAUACGAUAUACCAGAUGCUCCCCCCGCCCCACCACCUUUCGUCCCCGAGUUCCCGGUUUAUAUAUUUUACUUGGGGGAGAGGAAACACGAUGAUCCUCAGUUGGUGACUCGAUCACAUCUUGAAAUCUUGAAAUCGGUUCUUGGAAGCGAAGAAGCAGCCAAUAAGUCAAUGAUCUACAGUUAUCACCAUGGCUUUUCCGGCUUUGCAGCCAAGCUCAAUCCAGCAGAUGCAAAGACACUGAAAUAUCAUCCUGAAGUUAUUAUUUUUAUCGAAAACCGAAAACUUGUGAUGCAAACAACAAGGACAUGGGAUUACUUAGGUCUUUUUUCAACUCCAGCUUCAUGUGAAGGUCUUCUAAAUGAGACCGACAUGGGAAGUGGGGCUAUUAUUGGCGUUAUUGACUCUGGGAUAUGGUCAGAAUCAGCCGUCUACAACGACAAUGGAUAUGAACCAAUACCAAAACAUUGGAAAGGAGAAUGCGUAUCCGCGGACCAGUUCUGUCCUUCAGAUUGCAACAAAAAGCUUAUCGGAGCUAAAUACUACAUGCAUGGUCUCAACGCAGAUCUCAAAACAAGUAUCAACAGUAGUGUGGAACAUCUAUCUCCAAGAGAUCAUAAUGGCCACGGGACUCAAGUAUCCUCAACGGUAGCUGGUUCUUUCGUUUCUAACGUGGCGUUUCCAGGCCUCCCACGUGGUUCAACCAUGAGAGGUGGCGCUCCUAAGGCGCGUAUAGCCAUGUAUAAAGCAUGCUGGGACGUGGAAGGAGGAUUGUGUUCGGUUGCUGAUGUAUGGAAAGCUUUUGAUGAGGCCAUUCACGACGGUGUUGAUGUUUUGUCGGUUUCUAUCGGCGGUGCAGCAAAGAUCAAGUCUCUUGACGUUGAAAUAGAUAUCGCGAUUCCAGCGUUACACGCCGUGAAUAGAGGCAUUCCUGUUGUUUCUCCAGCUGGUAACGGAGGACCUCGUAGUUCGUCGGUUAUUAACGUUUCUCCAUGGAUAUUAACUGUGGCUGCAACCACCCUUGACCGCUCUUUUCCCACACUGGUCACACUCGGGAACAACAAAACGUUGCGGGGUGAGAGUAUCUACACAGGACCUGAGAUUGGCUUCACUGAACUGCUGUUUAGUACGGAUCAUAAAGACAUUACUAUAGCCAAGGGUAAAGUUGCGAUGUACUUUGAAGCAGAUGGAAAGGUGCCUAUGCCAGACAUAGUUCAGGAAAAUGGUGCUGUUGGUGUAAUUUAUGUGAGAAAUAUGAAUGAUCUUCUUGAAUGUCCCGUCAACUUUCCAUGUAUCUUCAUGGAUUUCGACACUGCCUCCGACAUAUAUUUCUACAUGGAAACUACAACCAGCACACCCAAGAUUAAGAUAAGUCCAUCCAAGAUGGUAAUUGGUGAACGUGUAGCAAGUAGAGUGGGAGUAACAUCGGCGAGAGGGCCUAGUUCCAUUUCACCUGCCAUUCUUAAGCCAGAUAUAGCAGCCCCGGGUGUGUCCUUACUAACACCUAGAAUACCUACAGAUGAAGACACAAGAGAGUUUGCUUACUCAGGAACAUCAAUGGCAACUCCUGUUAUUGCUGGAAUCGUAGCACUUCUCAAGAUUAUGCAUCCUACUUGGUCUCCUGCUGCAAUCAAAUCAGCUCUUGCCACAACAGCCACAAGAACCGAUCCACACGGCGAGAUUCUAACCGCAGGUGGGUCUGCCCAAAAACUAGCUACUGCAUUCGAUUACGGAGGAGGUCUUGUGAACAUGGAGAAAGCCACAGAUCCUGGUCUUGUUUACGACAUGGACAUCAAUGGCUACGUACAGUACUUAUGCUCCGAAGCUCUUUACACAGACAAGAGAGUUUCUGCUCUAACUGGAAACGUCAUUAAAAAGUGUCCUUGCUCAAGUUCGUCCAUUCUUGACCUCAACGUACCGUCUAUCACCAUCCCAAACCUCAAGGGGCACGUCACAGUGACACGUACCGUGACCAACGUAGGCAACGUUGACUCGGUUUACAAGGCCGUGGUCGAGGCUCCACUUGGAUUCAAUGUUAUGGUUUCACCGGAGAAGCUAGUGUUUGACAACGAAACCAACAAGGCUGAGUUUACAGUGUGUGUGAGUUCGGGUACACAUAGGGUGAACACUGACUUUUUCUUUGGGAGUUUGACUUGGAGUGAUGGUCUUCACAAUGUCACAAUCCCAAUUGCUGCGAGGACACGUUUCAUCGAUAAUUUUUUCCUUUAA